Australozyma saopauloensis is the source of this 825-nucleotide messenger RNA. RefSeq lists its product as uncharacterized. Gene Ontology annotation, cellular component: mitochondrion. The record is from RefSeq and is a predicted model, not a curated record. The transcript has a single exon. Lineage: Eukaryota; Fungi; Ascomycota; Pichiomycetes; Serinales; Metschnikowiaceae. The coding region runs from base 1 to 825 and encodes 274 amino acids.
AUGCUCCACUUGAAUCGUCUUCGACAGCUCACACCAAUCGGGGCACGUUCUUUCAGCGGGUCGUGUGUCAGUGCCGCUGGACACUCUAAAUGGCAAAAUAUUCGACACGAUAAGGCCAAAAAUGACGCCAAAAAAUCAAAAGACGCUCACAUGUUGGCCACAAGAAUCACCUCCAGUGUGAAACAGGGAGGUUUGGAAGGUAACUCGCAGCUUGUCACUCUUCUAGAAAAGGCAAAAAAGAUGUGUAUAACGAAAAAAAUCAUCGACAAUGCAGUGAAAAGAGGAACUGGAGAAGUGUCCAAUGAGGGUGUGCAGACCUUCGAUGUGUUGUAUGAAUUUAUGGGCGCGGGAGGUAUUGCCAUGAUUGUUGAGGCUACUACGGAUAAUAAGACCCGUACGGUCAGCCAUGUCAAACACGCGUUGUCGAAAAUCAAUGCGUCUUUGAGUCCAUGUCAGUAUAUGUUCCAGAAGAAGGGCGAGAUCAUUUUCGAGCCUCUUUCUGAAAAUGAACAAAUCGACGAUGUGUUGGAGGUGGCUAUAGAUGUUGGCGCUGAAGAUGUGGAUGAGUACGUGGAUACUGAACAGGAGUACAAUGGAGAGAGACUAUUCCGAGUUCUUACAGAGCACAACGAUUUACAUACUGUGACCAACAACUUGACCCAGCGAGGCUAUAAAUUGAAGGACAGUAAGCAUAUCUAUCUUGCAGAUGCCGACAAUCAGGUAGAUUUCCCUGAGGAGUACACUAAGGGUAUGAAGAAGUGUAUUGAGCUUCUUGACGAAACGAACGAUGUGACCAACUACUACUCAAACAUCCGUGACGAUUAG